Messenger RNA from Ostrinia furnacalis (Asian corn borer), 3876 nucleotides. RefSeq names its product pre-mRNA-splicing factor nucampholin (gene ncm). The coding region runs from base 193 to 3627 and encodes 1144 amino acids. The transcript is spliced from 5 exons. Gene Ontology annotation, molecular function: protein binding; RNA binding. NCBI's taxonomy places the organism in Eukaryota, Metazoa, Arthropoda, Insecta, Lepidoptera, Crambidae. The record is from RefSeq and is a predicted model, not a curated record. Gene Ontology annotation, biological process: mRNA splicing, via spliceosome. Gene Ontology annotation, cellular component: catalytic step 2 spliceosome.
GUGAUGUCAAUUUCGUGCGCACAGUUCGUGUGUGUGAGUUAUUUUGCGUGUGCGAUUUUAUCAAAGUUUUCAUGGUGUUAAAUGAAAUAAUAUAAUUAUUCUAAAUAGGCAUUAAUAGUUUAAAACUCUAGAAAGUUUAGUGUUUUAUAUAUUCAGUUUGGUUUGGUUCGAAGUAACCUAUAGGCCGUCGAAAUGGAAUCCAGCAGAGAUGCCAAGCGUAAAAAGGAUAAACAAGACGAUGAUGACUAUCACAAGGACAGAAAACAUAAAAGGAGGUCUAAAUCCAGAUCCCCCGCUCGGCAUCGCGAUAAAGAAUCCAGACGUAAGCGAAAAAAUUCUAAAUCUCGGUCGCCCGAAGUGCCCAUGAAACAGGAAAAGACUGCCAAUGAUUCAAAGGAUUCGGAAUCUAAACCAGCCAUCCCCGAGAGGAAGGCGAAGGAGACCGACAUGCUCAACACAAGGACCGGAGGCGCUUACAUCCCGCCAGCGCGGCUGCGAAUGAUGCAGGCACAGAUCACUGACAAGUCAUCUAUUGCGUAUCAGCGCCUUGCCUGGGAGGCUCUAAAGAAGUCCAUACAUGGGCACAUCAACAAAAUCAACGUCGGAAACAUCGGCAUCAUAAUAAAGGAACUAUUGAAAGAAAAUAUUGUUCGCGGGAGAGGUUUGCUGUGUCGUUCUGUAAUCCAGGCACAGGCCGCAUCCCCUACGUUUACGAACGUAUAUGCUGCUCUAGUAGCCGCAGUAAACUCGCGAUUCCCAAAUAUUGGGGAGUUGUUAUUGAAGAGGUUGGUUAUACAGUUCAAAAGAGGUUUCAAGCGGAAUGACAAACCAAUAUGCAUUUCUUCAGCUUCAUUUAUUGCUCAUUUAGUUAACCAGAGGGUGGCUCACGAAAUCCUAGCUUUAGAAUUGUUGACUCUGUUAGUGGAAUCUCCGACCGAUGAUUCUGUGGAAGUGGCGAUAGCCUUUCUGAAGGAAUGCGGUCAGAAAUUGACGGAGGUAUCAUCUAAAGGUGUGAAUGCGAUAUUUGAGAUGUUGAGGAAUAUUCUGCACGAGGGUCAGCUGGACAAGAGAGUGCAGUACAUGAUCGAGGUGAUGUUCCAAGUGUGGAAGGACGGCUUCAAGGACCACCCGGCGCUGAUCGAGGAGUUGGAGCUGGUGCCGGAGGAGGAGCAGUUCACCCAUCUGCUGAUGUUGGACGAUGCCACAGAUUCGCAAGAUAUUUUGAAUGUCUUCAAAUUUGAUGAGAAGUAUGAAGAAAAUGAGCAAAAAUACAAAACACUGAGCAAGGAGAUUCUUGGCUCGGACGCUGAGUCGGGAGAGGAGGAUGGCUCCGGGGAGAGCGGCAGCGAGGACUCCGAAGAGGACGAGGCCGAGGACGAACAGAAGCCAGUCACCAUCAUAGACAAUACGGAGACCAAUCUCGUCGCCCUGCGGAGAACAAUAUACCUUACCAUCAACUCCAGUUUGGACUUCGAGGAAUGUGCUCACAAACUCAUGAAAAUGCAGCUAAAACCUGGCCAAGAGGUAGAACUGUGUCACAUGUUCUUAGAUUGCUGUGCCGAGCAACGUACCUAUGAAAAGUUUUAUGGCCUGCUAGCGCAGAGGUUUUGCAAUAUCAACCGAAUAUACAUUGGCCCGUUUGAGGAAAUCUUUAAAGAUUCAUAUGGCACAGCUCACAGACUGGACACGAACAGACUGAGGAACGUUAGCAAGUUUUUUGCCCAUCUUCUCUUUACUGAUUCAAUAAGUUGGGAAGUCCUCGAGUGUGUCAAGUUGAAUGAAGAAGAUACGACGAGUUCCAGCCGUAUUUACAUCAAAAUUUUGUUCCAAGAAUUGGCAGAGUACAUGGGCUUGAAGAAACUGAACGACCGCCUCAAAGACCCGACACUCCAAGAAGCAUUUUUGGGUAUAUUCCCAAGAGACAACCCAAAGAACACAAGAUUCUCUAUCAACUUCUUCACAUCUAUUGGUUUGGGAGGACUGACGGAUGAAUUGCGUGAACACUUGAAACAAAUGCCAAAGAACGUUCCAGCCGCUGUGACGGAGAUCAAUGUGGACAGCGAGUCGUCCAGCUCCAGCAGCUCCAGCUCCGACUCGUCCAGUGACUCCAGCUCAAGUGAAUCAGAAGAUGAGGGAAACAAGCAAAGGAAAAAGAAAAAAGACAAGAACAAAGGAAAAUCAUCCAAAACAGAUGAAGAUUCGGAGCCUAAGAAAAACGAUACCGAACGGUGGGGCCACGACGGGUUUUAUGACACCUACGGCAAAGACGCGCGCCGCACUGAAAGCAGGCCCGAGAGAAAUGAACGAGACAGCGACAACUUCCUCAAACCGCGGGACGUGCCGAGGCGGAGGGAAGACGACAGAAGCAGGAAUGAUCGUAGAAACGAUGACAGGAGAAAGCCAGACGAAAGAAAUGGUCACGAUAGCUAUGAUAAUAGGAGGAAUCGCGACGACAAUAGACGCGAUUCGAAUCGCAGGCAAAAUGAUGAGCGCGAUGAAGAAGCUAGAAGUAGAAAUCGUGAAGAUGGUGACAGAAAGCGUGACAGGGACUCAGACCGGAGACAAAGUGAUGAAGAAUACGCUAGGAGAAGCCGUGAUGAUGCCAGUGACAGACGACGUGACAAAGAUACUGAACGUAGACAAAAUUCUGAUGAAGAAGUGAGCCGAGGAAAUCGGGAUGACAGAACACGUGAUAGAGACUCUGACCGUAGACAGAGAGAUGAGCGUAGUGAGGAAAGUAGUAGAAAAAAUCGAGAGGAUGAAAAUGACAGGCGACGCGACAAAAAUUAUGAUCGUGACGAAGAAGUUAAAAGAAAUCGCGAGAACGCAAGCGACAGGAGACGCGAUAAAGACUCUGACCGCAGGCAAAUUGUCGAGCGCGAAGAUGUGAAUAGUAAAAGGAAUCGAGAAGAUGGAAGCGAUAGGCGACGUGACAAGGACACAGACCGCCGUAAAAAUCAUGAUCGUGAUGAAGACAGUAGUAGAAAGUAUAGAGAAGAUAGUGGAGAAAUGCGUCAUGAUAGGGACCGUGAUGAUGCGAGUGACAGGAAGCGUGACAGAGAUAAUGAUCGUAGGGAAGUUGAUGAAAGCGACAGAAGCCGAGAAAGUAGGAAGGAUAAAAGACGUGACAGAGAUCUAGAACGCGAAGAAUACGAUGAUAAAAACGUAGGACGAAGAUACUAUGAAAGUCGACAUGAUGACGAAAGUCUCGAAUAUAAAAAAGAUAGGAGAAAUAAGAAAGAUUCUGGUUACGAAGAGCAGUCCAGAGAUAAAAAUGAAAAAAUAAAGUCAGAAGAUGACAGGUCGAGUGACGAUUCUGGAGAAAAGAGACAUAAAAAGCGAAAGCAAGCUGACAGUGACGAGGAGAAAACUAAGAAAAAGAAAGAUAGCCGAAAGAAAGAAUCAAAAAGUAAAAAGAAACACAAGAAGAAAGUAGAAUCUAGUUCAAGUGAGGAUGAUUCUUCAAGCAGCGACGAUUCAUCAAGUGAAGAAGAAUCUGUUAGUAGGAAAAAAGGCAAGAGCAAGGUUCGCCCGGAGGAUAGCGAUAAAGAGUUGGCAGAUGGAUGGGAUAUAAGAAGAAGAGCUAGCAUACAAAGGGAGCUUGGCAGUCGUUACUGGGCCAAGUAACUGAACUUUGUACAAAAUACUUGUGGUUUAUAAGCCCUGCGGUAAAAAUUACGUUAAUAAAAAUAAAAUAAAAAUAACGUUAAAGUACUAUCCACUACUGUGGUGACUGAGUUUCUUCCGCCACUUCCUCUCAGUACCAGCCCAUAUUAUGUUAUUCCGAAGUUGUGGUAGGCUUUGGGACGUGCGUAGGCGCCAUGGAAUGGGCCUAAGUACAUCAUCACAGUGUCAACAAAAUUAACGACACGUUUU